AUGGCCUUUUUGCUAAUGGGCUUUGGGCUGAUGGUGGUGGGUGCCGGCGGAAUCCGGCCCUGUAACCUGGCCUUCGGCGCCGACCAGUUCAACCCCAAUACGGAAUCCGGAAAGAGAGGCGUAGACAGCUUCUUCAACUGGUACUUCUUCACUCUUACCUUCGCCGUGAUGGUGUCGCUAACACUGGUAGUUUACGUGCAAUCGGAGGUGAGUUGGGCGAUUGGGCUGGCGAUUCCGACGGGCUUUAUGCUGGUGUCUUGUGUGCUUUUCUUCGCGGGAAGGGGAUAUAUGUGA
Molecule: messenger RNA, 294 nt
Organism: Thlaspi arvense
Lineage: Eukaryota; Viridiplantae; Streptophyta; Magnoliopsida; Brassicales; Brassicaceae
Source: the annotation of a GenBank genome assembly